ACAUUUAAAGUAUUUAUAUGUAAUUUAUUACAUUAAUUUCUACGAUUUUCCUAAUUUUUUCGCUAUUUUACUUGGGGACAGUAAUGGUUACGAGUAGCAGCUAGCAUAAAGCUUUUAUGUUGAAAACAUAAAACCGGAAGUUGCGUUACGUUGUGACGCUGUCUAGCAGGUGAAUGUUUUUACUCCUUGAACUGUAGUUAUUUCCCUCCUGUCAUAUCAGCAGCCCGGGGCGAAAACUAUCAGAUAUCCUCUGUUGUUCGGUGGACUGGAUGGAACAUAGCGACAGAUGGAGCCGAGCCGAACCGGGCCUGUCUACGUCAUCCCGGGAAACGAGAGACGGCAGCACCCAGACCGACUGCAAGUUACAAGGCCAUGGUCCCAGGCUGUCAAAGGUGAACCUGUUUACUCUACUCAGCCUAUGGAUGGAGCUGUUCCCUCAGGAGCAGGAUGAGGAAAAUGGGCAGAGUCAGAUCCGUAGAAGUGGUUUGGUGGUGGUACGGGAAGGGAAAGUGGUGGGACUUCACUGUUCAGGAGCUGAUCUCCACGCAGGACAAGCAGCCAUCCUCCAACACGGUGCCAGUCUGGCCAACUGUCAGCUGUUCUUCUCCAGGAGGCCUUGUGCCACCUGCCUCAAGAUGAUCAUCAACGCUGGAGUCCGUCAGAUCACCUUCUGGCCUGGAGACCCUGAGAUCAGCAUGCUGACCUCAAACCAAACACACUCUCAGAGGACCUCCCAGUCGAUAACAGAGGCCUCGUUAGAUGCCACCGCAGUGGAGAAGUUGAAGUCCAACAGCCGUCCUCAAAUCUGUGUGCUGAUGCAGCCGCUGGCGCCCGGCGUGCUGCAGUUUGUUGAUGAGACGUCUCGAAGGAGCGAUUUCAUGGAGAGGAUGAUGGAUGAUGAUCCAGAGCUGGACUCUGAGAAGCUCUUCAACAGUGAUCGCCUGAGACACCUGAAAGACUUCUGCAGACAUUUCCUGAUCCAAACGGAUCAGCGGCACAAAGACAUUUUGAGUCAAAUGGGUUUGAAGAACUUCUGCGUGGAGCCCUACUUCUCCAACCUGAGGAGCAACAUGACGGAGCUGGUGGAGGUGCUGGCUGCAGUGGCUGCUGGGAUGCCACAGCAACACUACGGCUUCUACAGAGAAGAGUCUCUGUCUCUGGAUCCCCACCCUGUGGACGUGUCUCAGGCGGUGGCCCGCCACUGUAUCGUCCAGGCCAGGCUUCUGUCCUACAGGACAGAGGAUCCCAAAGUGGGAGUGGGCGCCGUCAUCUGGGCUAAAGGGCAGUCGGCCUGCUGUUGUGGGACAGGACGUCUGUAUUUGAUUGGUUGCGGGUACAACGCCUACCCUGCUGGCUCAAAGUAUGCCGAGUACCCCCAGAUGGACAACAAGCAGGAGGACAGAGAGAGACGCAAAUACAGAUACAUCGUCCACGCGGAACAGAACGCCCUGACCUUUAGGACGAGGGACAUCAAACCAGACGAGUGCUCCAUGCUGUUUGUUACCAAAUGUCCGUGUGACGAGUGCAUCCCUCUGAUCAGAGGAGCCGGAGUCAAACACAUCUACACCUCAGACCAGGACAGGGACAAAGACAAGGGGGACAUCUCCUACCUGAGGUUCGGCAGCCUGAAGGGCGUCUGCAAAUUCAUUUGGCAAAGGAGUCCCCCCGUGUCCUCAGCGUCGUCUCUUCACCUCACCAACGGGUGUGUUGGGAAGCACGUCCGGCAGGCUGAGCAGCAGAUCUACAAAAACAAGAAGCUGUGCACCAAAGGCUCCAGCGGUUCCUCCGAUAUCUGCUGAACAUCAGACGAAUCCGUCCAGCAUGAACCACCAAACGGCGUUGGCUCUGCAGGUUCUGGAAGCUUCUGUUUCUGUUGUUCUUCUGAAACUGUGACAUGUAGAUGUUUGUUUUAUUUUACUAUACAAGUGAGGACUUGG
Molecule: messenger RNA, 1937 nt
Organism: Nothobranchius furzeri (turquoise killifish)
Lineage: Eukaryota; Metazoa; Chordata; Actinopteri; Cyprinodontiformes; Nothobranchiidae
Gene: cdadc1
Product: cytidine and dCMP deaminase domain containing 1
Cellular component (GO): cytoplasm
Molecular function (GO): zinc ion binding; hydrolase activity
Source: RefSeq, a predicted model, not a curated record